UUUAUCUUUUCUGCAGGCCAAAAUUCUUAUAAAUAUAGGCGUAAUAUUAAUCGACGUUAAGUGGCUAAUAGACCAUAGGCAGUAAACAAUGAAAUUGUCAUUGUUCUUUGUUGCGGCUUUGGCCGUAUUCUCGGUAUCGGCUGUGCCGUUGGUAUAUGAUGACGAACCCGAAGUGCCGUACGAACGUUACAUCGAGUUCAUCGAUGAAAAUGGUGUUAAAAACACCAUCGACUUAGAAGAAGAACCUGAUGUAGAAUUUUUGAAUAGCAUUACACGGGACAAUGACAUCAACGGCUACUUUUUGUUCACUAGGAGUAAUCCCGACAACCCCCAGCAACUGUUCAAAGAUGACGCCGAGUCUAUUAAAAACUCGAACUUCAACUCUAAAGAUAACACUGUGGUCAUAGCCCACGGAUGGCUCAGCAACCAAGAGAGUGGUCUAAACCCUGCCAUUAGGGAUGCUUUCUUCAAUGUGGGCAGUUAUAACGUCAUCGUUCUUGACUGGAGGCCUUUGGCUAUGCGUAACUACAUAACUUCUGCUGGUGGGGUCCCAGAGGUGGGCCGUAAUUUGGGUCGUUUCUUGGCUUUCCUGUCUUCCGUCACCGGCAUUGGUUUGGACACUGUACACUUGGUUGGCUUCAGUUUAGGAGCUCAUCUCGUCGGUAACGCCGGCAGGGAACUUGGUGGAAAAGUAGCUCGUAUCACUGCGUUGGAUCCUGCUGGACCUCUAUUUAACUUAAACUCCAACAAGGUAAGAUCAGAUGAUGCCAUCUACGUAGAAGGCAUACACACUGAUGGAGGCUUGUCCAUUAGUCUUGGUAUCGGCUAUUCCAUCGGAGACGUAGAUUUCUUCCCUAAUGGAGGUAACAAUCAACCUGGCUGCUUCACCACUAGCAUCUGCUCCCAUAACCGUGCCUGGAGAGUGUUUGCCGCUACUGUAUCCUACAAUCAUUUGGAGGGUAGAAGUUGCUCAAACAUCUUGCAAAUAAACCUGAACACUUGUCGCGGUGAUAGACUCAGGAUGGGCAACGGAGAAUUGUAUAAAUCAGGAUCUGGCAGAUAUCGUGCAAAUACAAGAAGACGCUACCCUUACUAAAUAUUAAUGAAUAUGAAACAGCCAUUGAUGCGUUUAAUUAUUUAUUAAUUAAUAAACAUUUAAAAAACC
Diatraea saccharalis (sugarcane borer) is the source of this 1165-nucleotide messenger RNA. NCBI's taxonomy places the organism in Eukaryota, Metazoa, Arthropoda, Insecta, Lepidoptera, Crambidae. The record is from the annotation of a GenBank genome assembly.